This is a messenger RNA of Schizosaccharomyces cryophilus OY26, 3632 nucleotides long. RefSeq names its product WDR44 family WD repeat protein. The coding region runs from base 105 to 2894 and encodes 929 amino acids. Gene Ontology annotation, molecular function: protein binding. Lineage: Eukaryota; Fungi; Ascomycota; Schizosaccharomycetes; Schizosaccharomycetales; Schizosaccharomycetaceae. The transcript has 2 exons. The record is from RefSeq and is a predicted model, not a curated record.
CGUUUUUAAAAGAAAGAAUCAAGAACAGACUUCAAUUGCCUAAGUUCGACAUUAACAGGGGAGUUUUCUUCAAAUUUUAUUUUUCCUUUUAAAAUAAACCCUUAAUGAAUGAUAAUCUCCCACAUAUAAAGAUACAUUCACCAGAUAACUCAUUUGAGAAUAGCGAUACAAGUAGACAGGAUGGUCAGCUUGUUGAUACGAAUGGAAACGCCAAUAGUACAAAAAGACAAAUAGAAGGUCGCAGUUUAGAAGAACGUAGCUCAAGUGCACGGAGCCAUUUUACUAGUAGCACUUCAGAUGGUGUAAACAAUAGCUCAAAAGAUGCAUUGACGCUUUUGGAUCCGCUGUCGCAGCAUAUCCUGAAUCGUACUCGCUCAAGCAACAGUCCAUCUAAAGGAAGCUUAAAUAACCACUCACCUGUAUCCGGGCAGACAUCUAUAAGUAAUAAAGAAAGAAGGAAUAAAAACGAUAUUUCUCCUGCGCAUGAAAAUGAAGCCGGUAAUGUUAAUUUACCAAGCAUUGAGCCAAAUCAACCACGACCUGUCAAUAGCCAUAGAUCUUCAAUUUUUUCUCGGGUCCUUGGAAACAAGUCAAAUAUUUUUACUCAUAAAACUAUUGAAGAUUAUGCUGAAGAUGACGAUAGAGAUGCUCUCGAUGGAAUUUCAAGGGUAGAAGGAAAUGCCGCAGAUCCUUUCUCUUGGAUUCCUAAAGGAAAGAACCGUUGGGAAGUACCUUCUAAGUAUAUUCGUGUUCGUUCCCAUAAAACAAAACAAAAGUCGUUUGCCCAUUUAUUCCUAGCUCAAGAACUUCACUGCAAACCAGCGAUGCAGAAUACUUAUAACCAUUAUUACAAUGCGACCCCUGAUCCAAUGCCGUCUUCUUCUGAAAUUCCUCGUAUGUCUUCCUCUUCCGAUUUAUCCUCCGUACCUGUUGUCGAUGAUUCUCAUAAUAAUGUACAUAUUUCUGAUGACAAUCCAUAUACUGAUGAAAUGCAACCUGAUUACCGUCCUUCUAAUAAUCAUCGUCGCAACAAGUCACCAUCUGUAUAUUCAGACUCGGUAACCCAAACUGUAAAGGUUGAUGAAAACCCAGUAAAUUGUGCAAUAUGGGCUAUGAGAUUCAGCCGUGAUGGUCGCUAUUUAGCUGUUGGUGGACAAGAUAAUGUCCUUCGAGUUUGGCAGGUCCUUGACAGAGAUCAGGCUCGUAAAAAUACGUCUCUACCAGAGACAAGAGAUUCUACUCAUAAACUUGAUUUAUGCGCUCCCGUUUUCUCUUCUACCCCUGUUCAAGAAUAUGCCGGGCACACUGCAGAUAUUUUAGAUAUAUCUUGGAGCAAAAACAAUUUCCUACUAAGCUCGUCCAUGGACCGAACAGUGCGUUUAUGGCACCCUCUUCGUAAAGAUUGCUUAUGCUGUUUUGAACAUUCUGACUUUGUCACCUCAAUAGCUUUUCACCCUAAAGAUGAUCGAUUUUUUCUUUCCGGAUCUUUAGACUGCAAACUAAGGUUAUGGUCAAUAAAAGACAAGAAUGUAGCUUAUUGGAAUGAGCUUCCGGAAUUGAUCACUGCAGUUGCCUUUAGCCCAGAUGGUAGUUUGGCGAUUGCUGGCACAUUUGUUGGCCUGUGCUUAUUUUAUGACACUCGAGGACUUCGAUUUCGUACCCAAAUACAUAUUCGAAGUUCCAGAGGUAAAAAUUCAAAAGGAAGCAAAAUUACAGGUAUUGAAACUCGUACUCGAAUAAUCGAAAAUAUCGCUGGCGAUACGGAAAUGCUUGUGACUACAAAUGACUCUCGAAUUCGAAUAUAUAACCUUCGUGAUAAGAGUUUAGAAAUCAAAUUUAAAGGUCACUUAAAUGAACAAAGCCAAAAUAAAUCAUCCUUUGAUGAUGAACUGAAACAUAUAAUUUGCGGCAGUGAGGAUCAUCAAGUUUAUAUCUGGGAUAUUCCACCACCGCAUUUGCAGAAAAGCAAGAAAAAAUGCUAUGAACAUUUUAAAGCUUCCAUGAGACCAACUACUACCGCUAUUUUUGCUCCAAGCCGCACAAAGCAAAUACUGUUAAUGGCUGGCGAUCCACUUUACACUACAGCAAUCACAGCUCGACGGUCGUCAGUGGGCUCGAACACGUCGUUCGAUCCUUCACGAUUGAUGAAUCAUUUGCAUAGUACACGUAUUAGUCAACUGCCACCUGAAGUGAGUAGUGGUCAUAUCAUUGUAUGUGGUGACAUGGAUGGUCGCAUUCGAGUUUUUCGUCAGGAUUCUUCUUUUGAAGCUAGAAAUUCACAAAAAAGAACAAGCAAUGAGAAUUUUAGCUUACCUUCACUCGUAAAAAAUACUACUAAUAGUAGUUCCCUCCGAAGUCUCAGGAAUAAGUCAUUCUCUUUAAACCGGUCAAGGCAUCCUUCAGUCUCAUUGAAACAAAAUCCCGUAAAAAGAGAACAACGUGAAAAGGUGGAUGUUCCGAAAGAAAUAACUGCAGAUCCCAAGGAAACCCAUUUGGAUAUGGAUGAAAAUGAAACUUUAAAACGUGUUGAUAUGAUGAUGCUUCAAGAAGGGGCUUCUUCAAUGGCUUACUAUUCAAUGAAUGACUUGGAUGUCAACAAUACGAACGUUUCUAGAGCCUUAAAUAUUGCAAUGAAAAAGGGGACUAAUACUGAAGAUAUCGACCAUGCGGAUCCUGUAACGGUUGCUUCAUCUUUAGCACCUCGUCCAAAGGAUGAGAGCACUCGAUUCAUCCGUGAAAACGAUCGUUUGGAAUGCUCUAAAUGCGGAAAUUUUUUAUUUUAUGCUUGUAGGAAAUUACGAGAUUUAAACACAUUCACAUAUUCGCUUAUAUGCUCUCACUGUGGUCGGAAAUUGCCUACACCUAAUGAGGACGAUAAUAGUGGGGACAAUUGAAAAGUGUUUCUGAGAAAUCGGUGUAUAAUUGAAGUAUUGGUUGCUUCUGUUAGUGUCUAAUUUUUUAUAGCAGAAAGUUGUCAGCGUUAACACGGUACAUGGGAAAUACGGAUACGCACAAUGAUUGUCAUUAGGUUUUUUUCUACUUUCUGCCCUAAAAAUUAUGAUCAAGGGGCUAGCCUACCUCUUACUCGCGAUUAUUAAGUGACAAAGGGUUAUAUUUCAUGUUUAAGGGUUUACAAAUAAAAAACUGGUCUUAAACAAAAAUAAAGGGUUAAUGAUGCAAAUUUGAUCAAAACGACAUGUUGGGUAUAUCGGGAUAAACAAGAUGACUAGCAAGUAUUUAUUUAUAAUUGUGUCAAAAUGAUAAUCAUUUAAUAAUUUCAGCACUCUAAUAAAUUUCCCUUGCAUAGUUUACUGCUUAUUACGUUUACUGUAAGAAAACCAUGGAUAUUAUAAAAUUCUAGGGUUCUUUGAUUGUAGAACUCUUGUCGAAACCAAGGAUGAGUAUUUGCUCUAUGGACGCAGCUUAUAAGGUCAUUAUUGGUAAUUUUUUCGACAUUUUGCAUUCAUUUGACUAUUCUGCUUAUGGAUGCUUGGGCCUGAUAAAGUAUUAUAUGUCCAAUUUGGUUUUUAUGAUACAAGAAUUUUGAGUACAAGACACAACUUCGCCAUUGGCUUUAGUUACAUCUGUUUCUGUUGUCUUGCAUUAUAUACUGAAUACAUCCUUCAUGUACA